GGGAACACAUAAGUUGGAUUGGCUAGGUGUCUUAUACAGGGCACUUGGGGGGCAUAUGAAUAAUUGGUGGGGGUCCUGGGCAUCUUUUGGAAGAGGAGACCAGGACAGUUUGCCUACCCCAUCACCAUAGUGCAGGGCCUGUGUCUGUGGGACAGUGGCUCGGUGUGGCUGGUCCCCAUGCUGACUGUCCCACUGGCACAGGGCCUCUAUGAGGAGUGCCAGUACCUCUUCCAGCCACAGCUCAUUGUGCAGCGCCUGGUGAACAUUGCCGUGCUGUACCCUGGUUACGUCACUGAGCAGAGCAUGGCUCCUCAUAACCGCUCCUGCCUCUACAAGGUGUUCGUGCCCAGCUACACAUCACGUGUGGUGGUGGAGGUGCUGCGGUGCCGCGGGGUCGAGGGCUGCCCACUCUGGCUGCGCAUGCGAGCGAAGGCCCCCCCACUGCACAACUCAACAGCAGUAGACUGCCGGGAGCGUGUGCCCUGCCAUCUGGCACUGGACCUGCCUUUCUGGCAGCACUGGUACUAUGUGCUGGUGGAGAGGCACCCUGGGUCUCCAGGCACCAUCUCCUUCCAGAUCACCGUGCAGCUGACAGACUGCUCCCGCCCCAGCCUGGCCCGGCCGCCCUUCCUGCCCUCCAGCGCCUCCAUGAACAUGCCGCACUCCUUUGGUUCUGCGGGUGGGAUGGUGCUGGGGGACAGCCCCCCUCCCACCAGCCCCAACAGCACCAAGCGCCCGCUCCCCGUCUCUUCCACCAUGCCUGCCACUGAGCGCUGCUGGCCCAUCCGCCCCACGCUGCGCAACGAGCUCGACACCUUCUCCGUCCACUUCUACAUCUUCUUUGGGCCCAACGUGUCAGUGCCGCCUGACCGUCCCGCCGUCUUUGUCAUCAACCUCCUGCCGGUGCUGGACAGUGGCGGGGUGCUCAACCUGGAGCUGCGGCUCAAUGUGAGCUCUCUGUGUGGUGAGAAUGUGACAGUGUUUGGCUGUUUGAACCAUGAGGUCCCACUGACAUCUGGUGACAACACAUCGGUUACCUGUGAGACAGAGUCCCUGGCAGGCUUCCUGCUCUCUGUCAACGCCACGGCCAGCCUGAGCCGCCUGCGCAUCCCUUACCCACAGACGGGCAGCUGGUACCUGAGCCUACGCUCCCUCUGUGCCACAGAGCAUGGGUUUGAGCCUUGCACCAAUGUGACAGCUGAAGUCUACCUGCGUGCCUACCUCUCACCCUGCAUCAACGACUGUGGCAUCUAUGGGCAGUGCAAGCUGCUGCGUACCAACAAUUAUUUGUAUGCAGCCUGUGAGUGCAAAGCUGGAUGGAAUGGCUGGGGCUGCACUGACAAUGCCGAGGCAUUCUCCUAUGGUUUCCAGCUCCUCUCCACUCUGCUGCUCUGCCUCAGCAAUGUCAUGUUUGUGCCUCCCGUGGCCAUUGCUGUGCGCAGUCACUACCUCCUGGAAGCUGCUGUCUACAUCUUCACAAUGUUCUUCUCCACUUUUUAUCAUGCCUGUGACCAGCCAGGCAUCGUGGUGUUCUGCAUCAUGGACUAUGACGUGCUGCAGUUCUGUGACUUCCUGGGUUCCCUCAUGUCUGUCUGGGUCACUGUCAUCGCCAUGGCCCGGCUGCAGCCCGUGGUCAAGCAGGUGCUGUACCUUCUGGGGGCCAUGCUGCUUUCCAUGGCACUACAGAUGGACCGCCAUGGGCUAUGGAACCUGCUGGGACCCAGCCUCUUUGCCUUGGGCAUCAUGGCCAUUGCUUGGAGAGGACUGUGUCCUGCAUGGCAUUUGUGCCCCGUCCCAUCACUGUGGGGCUGAAACAAAAGCUGCUUCUCGGUGAGUUUAAAUAGGCCCUACAAUAACAGGUUGCAACAAGUAUGCGGUGAGAUGUGUCUCAGUGGGGUUUAUCCAUAGGAGCUCUCUUGGAAAGCUGCAAGGAACCACGCUCCAGCUCCUCUUGGAUUCACUUCUCAGAAUCCGGGACAGCUCAGCACUCAGUUAAUUAAAUCUGCGACUGCAUUUUUCAUCUAAGGGCCAGGCCAAGCAGCCAGGCAUGCUCCUGGGGGCGGAGACUGGCAGGCAUCAGUGGGGAGGAUCCCAGAACUCGGUGACAGCCCAGUGCAUCCUCUGGGUCCUGCUGGCUGCCUGUCAGGAGAUAGAUAUCCCCAUCCCCCGCCUGCUUCCCAGGUACCUCCGUCCCUAAUGAAGAUGCUCUUAGGGUAAAGACUGGGCUCUGCCUGUUCCCUGCUCAGAUUUUUGGCAUUCCUGUGACUCCAGUGGGAACAGCCUUCCUAGUGCUCCAUUCCUGCCUCUGCCAGACACAGCAACUGCAUCACCAUGGCAACAGUGUCCCCAUAGCAACCAGGUACAUCUGACAUCCUCAUGGCAACUGGGUCCCUGAACAGCUGUUGAUGGGGAGGGAUGAGAGUUCUGAAUCCCACCAGUGACAUGAGGACAGACACAACAUCCAGAGUAGUGUGAUCCUUCAUAUGCCUGUCCUGACAGGGGGAGCAGCAGGGGGAAGGCAGAAGGGAGUGGCAUUGGGGCCAGCACUACCACUGCUCAGCAUCCUGCAUCCCAUCCCUGCAGUCGGACCAGCAUUCCCUGCUUGGAAAUGAGCAUCCCUAAAACCCCAUAGUCUCUUCCUGGCCCUAAAUCACACUGUGGGAUGUUGUGCCUGCUGCCUGCCCUCCCAACGGGGCUCACCCUGCUGCAGCCUGCACUGUGCAACUUUAAUGCGCCUGGCCUGAAUCACUGAGCCCUGCAGCAGCUGUGUGAGCAUAGGCAGCAUCUCUUCCUCUUCACUCCUUGCCCUUGUGUUCCCUGACAGCAAGAUGGCAGUGGUCACUAAAAUCCAGGAAUUAAGCUUGUCAACCUGAGAUUGAUAAGAAGCUGACAUUGUUAUGUAUCAACAUCUCAUACUAUGCAUGCACAGCGUUAACAGGGAGUGCUUGCAAGGAAGUCUUUUGUGGUCAUAAAGUACCACGAGGAGGUGCUACCCAGGCAGAAAGUCAUGUGUUACACAAGCCAGGUUCUAUAUAGGGCCAGGAACUUAUUUACAAAAAAACGUGGCUGUUGACUGAGUUUCUAAUCAGCAUUUAAUCUGGGCCAUUGGAAGCCACAAGAAGUCCCCUCUUCCCCCUCCCCAGGCCAUUUCUGGAGCAGUGUUCCCAUCACAUGGUAUCCAGACAACCUCAGUGACACUCAGCUUGGUUCCCUUGGGCUGACAGCCUCUCUGUGCUGAUAUCACAAGGGCAGUUCAUAUGGGCUGGGUAGGGGUUCAGCACCACAAAGCCCUAGAGCUGGAGGCAGCAUGUCCCCACUGCUGUGCCUGUGAUCCCAUCACACCACAUCCCACAGCUGAUGUAAACCCUGCUGUGGGCACAGCCAGAGCUUGGGCACAGCUACCACUGCAGGGGAUGAGGGCAGUACUCUCAUGUGGAAUCAGCCUUUCAGCAACAGAAGUCAAACUGCUGCACCAUGUGCAGUCCCAGAUGAAUUUGCCUGAAGAAGCAAGCCUGCAGAGGAAGAAAAAAUGAUGGCAACG
Messenger RNA from Phasianus colchicus (ring-necked pheasant), 3541 nucleotides. Lineage: Eukaryota; Metazoa; Chordata; Aves; Galliformes; Phasianidae. The record is from RefSeq and is a predicted model, not a curated record.